GAAGUUUUGAUCACGUGAUCCAACUCCAUUGUAAAUAUUUUUCUCCAGAGGGUGAAUACUUGCUGAUGUCGCUGUUUUAACCGCACACAUUUUCACGAUCUAAUAUUUCCUUACUUUUAACGGCGUAUGAUUAGUUUUGCAUAUCUACAGUAUUUGAAUAGUGAAGUUAAGCAGAAAAGAUGAACGUAGAUCUUCCGCAAACAGGACAGACCGGAGCUGCAGCGGCAUCCAUCACAUCCAGCAGCAACUGCGUCCCGAACAGCACCUCUGCCGCGAAUGCCAGCAGCAUACCUGCGGUCGGCAGCAGUAAUGUUUCCACCUCGGCUGCCAUGGCAACCCCAUCUGAUUCGGCCGUGUCAAACGGCGUGUAUAUGCCCACAGGUAUCACCAAUGGCGAUGUAAAGCCUGUUAUCUCAUCGACACCACUGGCUGAUUUCCUGAUGCAGUUGGAGGACUACACACCCACUAUCCCAGAUGCAGUUACAGGAUACUACCUCAAUCGAGCUGGUUUUGAAGCGUCAGAUCCAAGAAUAAUCCGUCUCAUCUCACUGGCAUCUCAGAAGUUCAUUUCAGACAUUGCAAAUGAUGCACUGCAGCACUGCAAAAUGAAAGGCACAGCCUCUGGAAGCUCCAGAAACAAAGCCAAGGACAAGAAGUACACACUGACAAUGGAAGAUCUGACUCCAGCACUGUCAGAAUAUGGCAUAAAUGUUAAGAAACCUCACUACUUCAUUUGAGGAGAUGUGCCUCACAUACAUAGACUGCUGGAAUUGUGUUUGUCACAUCAAAGCUCUG
Messenger RNA from Xyrauchen texanus (razorback sucker), 795 nucleotides. Its product is annotated as transcription initiation factor TFIID subunit 10-like. Gene Ontology annotation, biological process: transcription initiation at RNA polymerase II promoter. Gene Ontology annotation, cellular component: nucleus; SAGA complex; transcription factor TFIID complex. The record is from RefSeq and is a predicted model, not a curated record. The transcript is spliced from 5 exons. Gene Ontology annotation, molecular function: promoter-specific chromatin binding; RNA polymerase II general transcription initiation factor activity. NCBI's taxonomy places the organism in Eukaryota, Metazoa, Chordata, Actinopteri, Cypriniformes, Catostomidae. The coding region runs from base 180 to 737 and encodes 185 amino acids.